GGCGCGGCGGCGGCGGGAGUUUGCAGAAUGGCGGCGGCGGAGCCUCCGCGGGACGCGCCGUGGCCUGAGGGUGCGGGAGCCGAGGCCGCGUUCGUGCGCGCGGUGCUGGCGCUGCCCGCAAAGCCCGACACCACCGUGCGCUUCCUGGAGCGCGGCGAUUACUACACGGCGCAUGGCGCGGACGCGCAGCUGGCCGCCCGCCGGCUCUUCCGCACCCGCGCUGUCCUCCGCUACCUGCCCGGCGCGCCCGGGAAUCAGAAACUUGAGAGUGUUGUACUUAGUAAAAUGAACUUUGAAUCAUUUGUGAGAGAUCUACUUUUGGUUUGUCACUACAGAGUUGAAGUUUAUAAGAAUAGGGCGGGCAGCAAAUCUACCAAAGAGAAUGACUGGUAUUUGGCAUACAAGGGCUCCCCGGGUAACCUUGCCCAGUUUGAGGAAAUUCUGUUUGGUAAUAAUGACAUGUCAACUGCCAUUGGAGUUGUGGGUGUGAAGUUGUCUGCUGCCGAGGGGCAAAGAAUAAUUGGAGUUGGGUAUGUUGACACGACACUGAGAAAGCUGGGUGUCUGCGAGUUUCCGGAUAAUGACCAGUUCUCAAACCUGGAAGCUUUGCUAGUUCAGACUGGUCCCAAGGAAUGUGUGUUUCCUGGAGGGGAGACAGCUGGAGAUAUGGGAAAAGUGCGACAGAUCAUUCAGAGAGGAGGAAUCCUGAUUACAGAUAGAAAAAAGGCUGAAUUCACAACAAAAGAUAUUGUGCAAGACCUUAAUCGCUUACUGAAAUCAAAGAAGGAAGAACAGGUGAAUAGUGCAGCAUUGCCAGAGAUGGAAAAGCAGGUUGCCAUUUCAUCCCUGUCGGCUGUUAUCAAGUAUUUGGAGCUGUUGUCAGAUGAAUCCAACUUUGGACAAUUUGAGCUGACUACCUUUGACCUCAGCCAGUAUAUGAUACUGGAUAAUGCAGCUGUCCGAGCCCUUAACCUUUUUCAGGGUUCCUCUGAAAAUGCCAACAGUACGCAGUCUUUGGUUGGGUUGUUAAAUAAGUGCAGAACCCCUCAAGGACAACGACUGGUCAGUCAGUGGAUCAAGCAGCCACUUCUGGACAAGAACAGAAUAGAAGAAAGGUUAAAUUUGGUGGAGACCUUUGUGGUAGACACAGAGCUACGGCAGUGUCUUCAAGAAGACCUUCUGCGUCGUUUUCCAGACCUCAAUCGGCUAGCAAAGAAAUUUCAGAGACAAGCUGCAACCUUGCAAGAUUGUUACCGAAUGUAUCAAGCUAUUAACCAGCUGCCUAAUGUUGUUCAGGCACUGGAAAAACAUGAAGGAGUGCACCAGAUGUUGUUGUUGACAGUGUUUAUAACACCUCUUCAUGAUAUCUACUCUGAUUUCUCCAAGUUUCAGGAAAUGAUAGAAACAACUUUAGACAUGAGUAAGGUGGAAAAUCAUGAAUUCCUUGUAAAGCCUUCUUUUGAUCCUAACCUGACAGAAUUAAGAGAGAAGAUGAACAAAAUAGAGGAGUCCAUGCAAUCUUGUCUUAAGACAGCAGCUAGAGAGCUAGGGUUGGAGGCUAGUAAGAGCAUCAAACUGGAGUCUAGUGCACAGUUAGGGCAUCACUUCCGAAUUACCUGCAAAGAAGAGAAGGUCCUCCGGAACAACGCAAAAUAUAAAAUCUUAGACACACAGAAGAAUGGUGUGAAAUUCACUAACAGUAAAUUGAGCUCCUUCAAUGAAGAAUACUUAAAAUACAAAGAGGAGUAUGAAGAGGCCCAGGAUGCCAUUGUUAAAGAAAUCAUCAACAUUGCUUCAGGUUAUGCAGAGCCAAUACAGACAAUGAAUGAUGUGAUAGCUCAGUUAGAUGCUGUUGUCAGUUUUGCUCAUGUAUCAAGUGGAGCCCCUGUGCCAUACGUCCGCCCAGUCAUUUUGGAGAAGGGACAAGGACAGAUUGUGUUGAAAGGUUCCAGACACCCUUGCAUCGAAGUGCAAGAUGAUGUAGCAUUCAUUCCCAAUGAUGUCACCUUUGAGAAGGGCAAGCAGAUGUUUCAUAUUAUUACUGGACCUAACAUGGGAGGGAAAUCUACAUACAUUCGCCAGGCUGGAGUGAUAGUUCUUAUGGCCCAAAUUGGAUGCUUUGUACCAUGUGACUCGGCAGAAGUGACUAUUGUGGAUUGUAUCCUGGCUCGGGUAGGAGCAGGAGACAGUCAAUUAAAAGGAGUCUCUACUUUCAUGGCAGAGAUGUUAGAAACUGCUUCAAUUCUUAGGACUGCCACAGAAAAUUCUCUGAUAAUCAUUGAUGAGCUGGGAAGAGGAACUUCAACAUAUGAUGGAUUUGGGCUGGCCUGGGCAAUUUCAGAAUACAUUGCAAGCAAAAUUCAUGCCUUCUGCAUGUUUGCCACACAUUUUCAUGAACUGACAGCACUUGCUGGCCAAGUGCCAACUGUCAAUAAUCUGCAUGUCACAGCACUUACUACUGACGACACACUGACUAUGCUUUACCGUGUCAAAAAAGGUGUUUGUGACCAGAGCUUUGGGAUACACGUGGCAGAGCUUGUUGCUUUUCCAAAACAUGUAAUAGAGAGUGCAAAAGAGAAAGCUCUGGAGCUGGAGGAAUUCCAAAACAUUGGAGAGCCCAAGGAAUCUGAAGGAGAGCCAGCAGUGAAGAGAUGCUACCGAGAAAAACAGGAAGGUGAGAAAAUAAUUCAGGACUUUGUUUAUCAAGUGAAAGCAUUGCCGUUGACAGACAUGUCUGAGGAAGACAUCAGAACGAAACUGAAACAACUGAAAGCUGGAGUGCUGGCAAAGAAUAACAGUUUUGUAAAUGAAGUUAUUGCCCGAACAAAAGCCACUUCAUGAAAAAAGCCAAAUGAGACAUUUCAUUAAGAGUAUGUUUUAAAUUGCAAGAACUAUCAUUUUCUGUCUUGUAAGGUUUAGACUUUAUAAUACUUUGCAUUGAUCACUAGUGCAAUUUUUUUCUCUCUGUGUAAAAUUUUGAAACUGUCAGAGUACAUACUGUACUAGCUUAAUAACUUAGUAAUGAUUAUCUGUGAUUUUUUUUUCAAAAUUUUCAAUAAAAUUGUUUUCCUAAUGUUG
Molecule: messenger RNA, 3078 nt
Organism: Gavialis gangeticus (Gharial)
Lineage: Eukaryota; Metazoa; Chordata; Crocodylia; Gavialidae
Gene: MSH2
Product: mutS homolog 2
Exons: 16
Coding region: 28-2841 (937 amino acids)
Biological process (GO): somatic recombination of immunoglobulin genes involved in immune response; mitotic recombination; mismatch repair
Cellular component (GO): MutSalpha complex; nucleus
Molecular function (GO): mismatched DNA binding; ATP-dependent DNA damage sensor activity; ATP binding
Source: RefSeq, a predicted model, not a curated record